AGUGGUGAAACUGUUGUGUAUAUAAGCUCGACGAUCGCCAUGCAAAAUCAACAUUCUAGCAACAAUCAGCAAUUGUACAACAUGGCAUUCAAGUUUACCAGCGCUGUGCUUCUCCUGGCUGCCAUUGCAGCUGUGGCUCUGGCGGAGCCAGCGGCUCGUCUGCGCAGCCGUUCAUCCCGAUUUAGGUUGGCUCGCCAGGAGGCCGCUCCACCGGCAUCGGCAGAUGAUCCAGCAGUAGACAUUGCACCAACGCCAGCUUCAGCGCCGUAUCCACCUGCUGGUGUCACGCCUGCCAUUGCCUUUGACCUGCCCACCGAGACGGAGACAGAGGCGCAGCCAGAUCUGACCUAUGGCCCACCAGACAACACCUAUGGUCCACCUGCAGAGCCAGACAACACCUACGGUCCACCUGCCGAGCCCGACAACACCUACGGUCCACCAGCUGACGCUGCAGCUGAUCAGGCUGAUCUGGAGCCAAUAGAUGCGGACCCAGCAUCUGAGCCCAUUCCCGCUCGCCUGAUUCAACAGCGCAACGGACGUCUGCGUCGUCGUCGUCCUGUGGCAGAGAAACUGCGCUCCACUCAGAUCAUUCGCUCCCAGCCUAUUCUAGUCUACACCAUCUAAGGAUUGUAUUUACACGAAUCUUUUUUA
This is a messenger RNA of Drosophila grimshawi, 651 nucleotides long. RefSeq names its product extensin. Lineage: Eukaryota; Metazoa; Arthropoda; Insecta; Diptera; Drosophilidae. The transcript has a single exon. The record is from RefSeq and is a predicted model, not a curated record. The coding region runs from base 40 to 624 and encodes 194 amino acids.